Myotis lucifugus (little brown bat) is the source of this 2573-nucleotide messenger RNA. It is a transcript of the gene CAV2, whose product is annotated as caveolin 2. NCBI's taxonomy places the organism in Eukaryota, Metazoa, Chordata, Mammalia, Chiroptera, Vespertilionidae. Gene Ontology annotation, biological process: insulin receptor signaling pathway; caveola assembly; positive regulation of MAPK cascade. The record is from RefSeq and is a predicted model, not a curated record. Gene Ontology annotation, molecular function: molecular adaptor activity; protein kinase binding. Gene Ontology annotation, cellular component: cytoplasmic vesicle; caveola; Golgi apparatus.
CAUCCCCGCCCCCCUUCCCGCAGCUGGACUUUCAGGAUGUGGAUCGCCGAGCCCCAGUCCACGCACUCCUUCGACAACGUGUGGAUCUGCAGCCAUGCUCUUCGAGCUCAGCAAAUCGUGGUUUACAAGUUCCUGACCCUGUUCCUGGCGAUCCCCCUGGCCUUUGCCGCGGGGAUUCUCUUUGCCACCCUCAGCUGUCUGCACAUCUGGAUUAUAAUGCCUUUUGUAAAGACCUGCCUAAUGAUCCAGCCUUCAGUGCAGACCAUAUGGAAGAGUGUGACAGACGUUGUCAUUGCCCCGUUGUGUGUGAGCGCAGGGCGCAUCCUCUCUUCUGUCAGCGUGCAGCUGAGCCGCGACUGAACACGUGGUCCCAGGUCUGCAGAUUUGGAUACUGUCCUACUUCUUUGUUGUUACGGCAUAAAGCGACUACUGUUCCGUUCAUUCCCCAACUGUGCUCCUUAAGAUGGGCAGCCACAUUUAGGAAUGUUUCUUGGCAAAUUUUUUUCAAAUAAUGCUUUAAUAAUUAAUAACCAUGGAUUUCAUAUCUAACUUUAUAACCAGAAUUACACAAUAGGUUGACAACACUAUUUUUAAAGGCAAACACUUUUUGCUUUAGUACAAAAGUAUAUCUUUUAUCAUGAUGAAUUUAUAAUGAUCAAGAUACAUUUCUCUCAAAUACUGCAGUGGUUUUUUUGCACAACUGCCAUAAAAGUAUGGAAUUUCUUAUUUUCUUACUUUGGAAGUAAUACUUUGAAGUUACCUUUGCAGAUAAAGUCAUAGGGACUCUUAGCGAUAAGAUAUACAAAGAUUCUAGAAAUUGCAGAAAUGAAAGCAUACAGUAGUGAUAGGGGCUAUCAAAUAUAAUAAAACAAAUGUGAAAAUUGAUUCAUGCAAGUGUGUUCCUUUAAAUAAGGUAUUGUUAAUCUCUAAUCCUAUUUAACAAGAAAUUUCAUUUUACUGUAUAUUUUGUACUUAAUGUAAAUGUUGCUCUAAUCAGAUUGCUUUCAAGCACUUUUAUUAUAUUUGUGUUCUUGUUGAGCUAAUAUAUAGAAUGAGUAACUAUAUAGAAUGAGCAGGAAUUUUACUGCUGAGAUUGCACUGUCGUGAUUAUGUAAGCAUAUAUAUCUUCUUUGGGAAUAGAAUGUAAAAGACCAAUGUACUGGCUUUUUUUUUCUAACUUUAUAAGCAAAACCCUGAAAUGUUUUAUGAGUAAUGUUUAUCUUAAAAUAAUCUGUAUCCAAUUUUUAUUUUGUUUAGGGUAUGCUUUCUCUCUUAUAGUUAGAAAUUAAACCAGUAUGCUGCAUUCCUAUUAAUGUUUCACUUUACCUUCAAGUAAUAUUGGUGCUAUUUAAUAACAUUUUACAAUAAAGCCUAUUUCUUAUACUUAAGUAUCACAGUGAUUCAUGUAGAGAGACUUCCAAGAAAUUUGUCAAUUCGUUGGGUCCAUGCUACUGAGCUAUUAUUUAUAAAUUAAACACUAACAGCUAUAAACUUUCAAUAUGUUGUCUAACAUGAGUUUUGUUACACAGUAUAGAAUUAUUCUUAUCAUCGUGAACUGUAGAAUCCUAUUUUAAUGUUAUGCAUUGCUUUUGUUUUAGAAAUCUCAUUAUUCCAAAAUGAUAACUUACACAAAUGAUGUCUAUGAUGUGAGUAGUUACUACAAUUUACACAUCUUAAAAGUAUGAAAUGCUCAAAUUUCAGGAUUACUAUAAGAACCUGAAUUAACAUUCAUUUAAAUAUCUUAAUAGAUGACAAAACUUCAUUCAAAUAUUAAUUUUAUUUUUCUAAAUUGCCAGGACUGGUGAAAUAAAGGAUGAUUUAUUGGAAUAUUAUUGGGGACUGAGGCAAAUUAAUGAUUAAAUUAGGAGACUUGUAUUUUUCUGAAAGUAACCUCAAAAGAGGCUUUUAAAACUGUCUUAGGCCAUGAUAGCAUCCUUAGAAAAGACACUCAUGAUCAUUACCUGAAAGCAUUACCACUCAUUUGGCAAGUUUUAAAAUAAAAAAUAUACACAAAGUCAUAUAACAAAAUCAAGUAACUUUUAAAAAUGAUAACUAUGAGCUCCUUAUUUCUUAAUAGCAUUGGAUACUUUCAAAGUGAAUUUUUAUUGAGAUUUGCCAUUAACUCUUUCAAAAACUGAAAUUUUGUACCAAGUUGAUCCAGGUCACAUGUGCAAACAUGUUUGUUCUUUAGCUGGUGGGGCUGAGAGGUGGGUGAUUUGGAGACUUUCUCAAUAUCCAUAAUAAACUUUCUAAAAAACCCAUAGAUACAUUCAUUGCUUUUCUUACAUUAAAUAUAGAACUGAUCAAUAAAGAUUCUGUUCUAACUAAUUACCUUCUUAAAAACUCAUAAUACAUUAAAAAACAUGAAUUAUUGCUUAUUCAGGAAUGUAUUAGUGAAAAUUAUGAGAUUGGUAAUUUAAUUUUUUGUUUUUCCAGCACUUACAGAGGUCUCCUAUUAAUUUUUCUAUCAUUGGAUGAAAAGUAUGGAAUUGCUUGUUCAUAAACCCACUAUAUUUCAUCUUCUUCCUGAAAUAAAGUCUCUUCCUAAUCCUGAAUAAACUGAUAUUUCUGUU